Molecule: messenger RNA, 214 nt
Organism: Dentiscutata heterogama
Lineage: Eukaryota; Fungi; Glomeromycota; Glomeromycetes; Diversisporales; Gigasporaceae
Source: the annotation of a GenBank genome assembly
UAAAUCCUACACCAACCUCAGACUAUAAAGCCUCAACUAUCGUUGCGAUUAUUACAGUCGGAAGCGCUAUGAUUUUAAUUCUAGUACUUGUUGGACUUUGGUAUAUUAAAUGGAGGUGUAAAAAAGAAUGUGAACUUAAUGAAAGCGAUAUUAGAAAUUCUGAAAAAAAAUUUGACGAUGAAAUUGUUUUAUCAACUGACGAAAAAAAAUAUGG